Messenger RNA from Amoebophrya sp. A25, 327 nucleotides. The record is from the annotation of a GenBank genome assembly. Lineage: Eukaryota; Dinophyceae; Syndiniales; Amoebophryaceae.
AUGGGUAUGACUCAACUACUCAUGUCUGAACUCGUAUCGGGAUCAUCUCUGUGCAGCAAGAUCACGAAGCUAGCAACUACAACCUGCCCGUUGCUCGACACAUGUCCCCCUCACAGAGCAGGGUUACUAGUGCUAGACACUCACAGGAGGGCUGCAGGACUAGACACAUUUGAGCAAAAGGAAGGACAAAGGAGUGCGCUACUUCGGAACAACGAGUACUCGCUCGUCAUGUUCUCGGACAUACUUCCUUGCAACCACAUGCCCUUUUCAAAUACCUUCUCGAAAUGUGUCGAAUAUGUUUCAUCCCCAAAAUGAAUGGUCAAGCAU